UAUUAAUUUCUAAUGAAAAUAAUGGAUACCAAAGAAGCUCAAAAAAACCAUUUUUCAUCAAUAUUAACUAGAUUUCAUGCUGGUUAUUUUAGAAUAAGCCUUUCUUUAUGUAGCCAAGCGUUACUAUGGAAAACAUUAAGUGAGCCAUCGGACGAUAUUCAUAAAAUUCGAAAUAUUUUUCGAAUGCUUCCUUCUACAGCUUUCAUUCUUCUAUGGUCUUUAGCUUUAUUUGCGUUAAUAUCACUCUCUUUACUAUAUUUUCUUCGCGUUUUAUAUCAUUUUGACAUGGUUAAACGCGAAUUCUUGCACCAUGUUGGUGUAAAUUACCUUUACGCCCCUUGGAUAUCGUGGCUUGUGUUGCUACAAGCAACCCCAUUCUUCAAACAUGAAGGGGUUUGUUUUCUUAUACUUUGGUGGAUAUUUAUUGUACCAAUAUUGGCAUUAGAUAUUAAGAUAUAUGGACAAUGGAUUACAAAGGGGAAGCGUUUUCUAUCAGGAGUCGCGAAUCCUACUAGUCAAUUAUCGGUUAUUGGUAAUUUGGUAGGAGCAAGGGCAGCUGCUGAAAUGGGAUGGAAUGAGAGUGCACUAUUGUUGUUUGCAAUUGGAAUGUCACAUUAUUUAGUGUUAUUUGUGACACUUUAUCAAAGGUUACCAGGAAGUAGUUCAAUUCCAGCUAUGUUAAGGCCAGUAUUCUUCUUGUUUUUAGCUGCUCCUAGCAUGGCUAGCUUGGCAUGGGAUUCUAUUUAUGGAAAAUUUGAUUCUUCAUCCAAGAUGCUAUUCUUCCUCUCCAUUUUCCUCUUCCUUUCACUGGUAUCAAGACCAGCCUUAUUUAAGAGAUCAAUGAGGAAAUUUAAUGUAUCAUGGUGGGCAUAUUCUUUUCCCUUAACAAUUAUGGCAAUGGCAUCAACUAAAUAUGCUCAAGAAAUGAAGAAUACUGCUUCACACAUAUUAAUGUUGUUUUUGUCUGCACUAUCAGUCAUAGUAUCACUUGUCUUAAUGAUUUUUACUGCCUUAAAUUCCAAUUCACUUUUACCUUGUGAUGCUGAUGAUUCAAUGCACUGCAUUAGUAUUAAUCAACGCUCCUCAAUUGUAUAAUUGUAGUAAUUAUUUAAUUAAUUUAUUUAUUUUCG
This is a messenger RNA of Solanum stenotomum, 1130 nucleotides long. RefSeq names its product S-type anion channel SLAH1-like. The record is from RefSeq and is a predicted model, not a curated record. Gene Ontology annotation, biological process: intracellular monoatomic ion homeostasis; transmembrane transport. NCBI's taxonomy places the organism in Eukaryota, Viridiplantae, Streptophyta, Magnoliopsida, Solanales, Solanaceae. Gene Ontology annotation, molecular function: voltage-gated monoatomic anion channel activity. Gene Ontology annotation, cellular component: membrane. Bases 13 to 1095 code for a protein of 360 amino acids. The transcript is spliced from 2 exons.